AUGCUCAGCCGAACUGUGAAUUUUGUACUGUAUGCCAACUGGCUGCUACUUUUCCGGAUCGUAAGAGGGUUCCAAAAAUUGCUGAACACGAUGUCCAGCUCGCCGCUGUCCAAGAAACGUCGCUUGUCAGGAACAGAGACGAAGACGGGAUCCCACUGCUCCUCUUCAAACUCCGUCAAAACUGAUCUGUCCCACACACCCGCCAACGGCAUGGCAAAGAAUGGCAAUGAUGCUGAGAUUGAUGAAGGCCUGUACUCCAGACAACUGUACGUGUUGGGCCAUGCUGCAAUGAAGCGCAUGCAAAACUCCAAUGUCCUCAUCUCUGGUAUGAGAGGUCUUGGAGUGGAGAUCGCCAAGAACGUCAUUUUAGGAGGAGUUCGAAGUGUCACUGUGCACGACCAAGGAGUCGCAGAAUGGCGAGACCUCUCUUCCCAGUUUUAUAUUCGAGAGGAGGAUUUGGGGAAGAACAGAGCAGAAGUUAGCCAGUCCCGUUUGGCUGAACUCAACAACUAUGUCCCUGUGGCUGCAUAUGCGGGUGCGCUCACAGAAGACUUCCUGGCAAAGUUCCAGGUUGUAGUGUUGACCAACUCCACUCUCGAUGAGCAGCAGAAAGUUGGCGAGUUCUGCCACAGUAAAGGCAUCAAGAUGAUCAUUGCAGACACUCGAGGUCUUUUUGGUCAGCUUUUUUGCGACUUUGGCGAAGAGAUGAUUGUGUAUGACACUAAUGGAGAGCAGCCUCUGAGUGCCAUGAUUUCCAUGAUCACAAAGGACAAUCCAGGUGUUGUGACUUGCCUGGAUGAGGCACGGCACGGUUUUGAAAGUGGAGACUUUGUGACCUUCUCAGAGGUUCAGGGAAUGACCGAACUUAAUGGCUGCCAACCGGUUGAAAUCAAAGUUCUUGGUCCCUAUACAUUCAGCAUUUGUGACACAACAGGAUUUACAGAUUAUGUGAGAGGAGGAAUUGUUUCCCAGGUCAAGAUGCCCAAGAAAUUCACUUUUAAGUCCAUUUCCUCUUCCAUGGCUGAACCAGAGUUCCUAAUGACAGACUUUGCCAAGUUUGAGCGUCCAGGACAACUACAUUUGGGCUUUCAAGCCAUCCACGCCUUCCAGAAAAAACACAGCCGCCUGCCUUCACCUUGGAACCAGGCUGAUGGUGAAGAAAUGUUAACAUUGGCCAAGGAGCUGAACGCUUCUCAGUCUGGAUCAGCUAAAAUAGAACAGCUUGAUGAGGCGCUCAUCAAAAAACUGUGCUAUGUCUCUGCUGGUGACCUGGCUCCUCUCAAUGCCUUUAUCGGUGGUCUGGCGGCACAGGAAGUUAUGAAGGCAUGCACAGGGAAAUUUAUGCCCAUUAUGCAGUGGUUGUACUUUGAUGCAUUGGAGUGCCUGUCAGAAGAGGAAGGAGUUGUACUCACCGAGGAAGAGUGUGCUCCUAGGAACAGUCGAUACGAUGGACAGAUUGCAGUAUUUGGCACCAAGCUGCAGGAUUUGCUUGCCAAGCAACGCUACUUCCUGGUUGGAGCCGGUGCCAUUGGUUGUGAGCUCUUGAAAAACUUUGCCAUGAUUGGAUUGGCAAGUGGUGAGGGUGAGGUCAUUGUGACAGAUAUGGACACUAUAGAGAAGUCUAACCUAAACAGACAGUUCCUCUUCAGACAAUCAGAUGUUACGAAAAUGAAAAGUGACACAGCUGCAGCAGCAGUCAAACAGAUGAACCCUUCUAUCAAGAUCACUGGUCACCAGAACAGGGUGGGCCCAGACACCGAGAGAGUCUACGACGACGACUUCUUUGAAAGCCUUGAUGGAGUAGCCAAUGCACUGGACAAUGUUGAUGCACGUUUGUACAUGGAUAGGAGGUGUGUGUACUAUCGUAAACCCUUACUGGAGUCUGGUACUCUGGGUACCAAGGGAAAUGUCCAGGUCGUGAUCCCCUUCCUCACAGAGUCGUACAGCUCUAGCCAGGAUCCACCUGAGAAGUCCAUCCCCAUCUGUACUCUAAAGAAUUUUCCAAAUGCCAUCGAGCACACACUGCAAUGGGCCCGCGAUGAGUUUGAGGGCCUCUUCAAGCAGCCACAAGAGAACUCCAUGCAGUAUCUAACAGAUCCUAAAUUCAUGGAGCGCACCCUGAAACUUCCAGGUGGUCAAUCCGCUGAGUUGCUGGAGGCUGUUUACAAGAGCCUGGUGACAGACUGCCCCCACAGUUUUGCCGACUGUGUAUCCUGGGCACGCAACCACUGGCAGUGCCAAUACAGCAACAACAUCCGACAGCUAUUGCACAACUUCCCUCCAGAUCAGCUAACAAGCUCAGGUGCCCCCUUCUGGUCCGGUCCAAAGAGAUGUCCUCAUCCCCUUGAAUUCAGCACUAGCAAUGACCUGCACAUAGAUUAUGUAAUGGCUGCAGCUAACUUGUUUGCCCAAACGUACGGAAUAGAAAGCUGCAGCGAUCGUGCAGCCAUUAUCAAGAUGUCACAAGAAGUAAAGGUGCCCGUUUUUACACCACGUUCAGGGGUAAAAAUCCACGUCUCUGAUCAGGAGCUACAGAAUAGCAAUUCUUCUGUUGAUGACUCAAGACUAGAGGAGCUGAAGGUGCUCCUGCCUCCACCUGAGUCUUCUCAGUUCAAACUCUGUGCCAUUGACUUUGAAAAGGAUGAUGAUACCAACUUCCACAUGGACUUUAUAGUGGCGGCAUCCAACCUGAGAGCAGAAAAUUAUGACAUCCCCCCUACUGACAGACAUAAUAGCAAACUUAUAGCUGGCAAAAUUAUACCUGCCAUUGCCACUACCACAUCUGCUGUGGUGGGUCUGGUCUGUCUCGAGCUCCUCAAGAUUGUCCAAGGGCACAAAAAGCUGGAGUCAUAUAAGAAUGGUUUCAUGAAUCUGUCCCUGCCGUUCUUUGCCUCUUCUGAGCCCAUCGCUGCUCCCAGACAUAAGUACUAUGAAACUGAAUGGACAUUAUGGGACCGUUUCGAGGUCAGUGGCCUGCAGCCCAAUGGAGAAGAGAUGACACUGCGGCAGUUUUUGGACUAUUUCAAAAAUGACCAUAAGUUGGAGAUCACCAUGCUUUCUCAGGGAGUGUCCAUGCUCUACUCUUUCUUCAUGCCUGCUGCCAAACUCCGAGAGAGACUUGAUCUACCGAUGACUGAGAUUGUGACCAAGGUGUCUAAGAAGAAGUUGGGCAAACACGUCAAAGCUCUGGUGUUCGAGUUGUGCUGCAAUGACGUGUCGGACGAAGACGUGGAAGUGCCGUACGUCAGAUACACUAUUCGCUGA
Messenger RNA from Nerophis lumbriciformis (worm pipefish), 3264 nucleotides. The record is from RefSeq and is a predicted model, not a curated record. NCBI's taxonomy places the organism in Eukaryota, Metazoa, Chordata, Actinopteri, Syngnathiformes, Syngnathidae.